Messenger RNA from Saccostrea cuccullata (small rock oyster), 1225 nucleotides. Its product is annotated as 17-beta-hydroxysteroid dehydrogenase type 6-like. Gene Ontology annotation, cellular component: intracellular membrane-bounded organelle. The coding region runs from base 151 to 1173 and encodes 340 amino acids. Gene Ontology annotation, biological process: steroid metabolic process. Lineage: Eukaryota; Metazoa; Mollusca; Bivalvia; Ostreida; Ostreidae. The transcript has 7 exons. Gene Ontology annotation, molecular function: oxidoreductase activity. The record is from RefSeq and is a predicted model, not a curated record.
ACAACAAUAUAUUGUGUCUCAAGUGAAUCUAGACAAGACCGCUGGUCUCCCAUAGAACGUGCAGAAAGAUCAAGAGGCUUAAAAACGCGCUCAACUGAAACGUGUUUUGUUGGGGAAAAGAAAAAAAAGGCAAAUAGCAACGGAAAUAAGAUGUUUGUACAGGUCGCUCUGGUCCUGUUUGUAUUGUUUAUAUUAUACAUUGGAUUUGAAUGGAGAGGUAAAAAAAUGAUCUACAUAGAAGGACAAGGAGUGUUCAUCACAGGCUGCGAUACAGGAUUUGGAUAUGAGGUUGUGAAACGACUUGAUAAAUUGGGUUUUACUGCGUUUGCUGGUUGCCUUAAUCCCGACGGUGAAGGUGCUGAGGCACUGAGGGCAAGCUGCUCAGAAAACGUCCACAUCGUCAAGCUAGACGUCACAAACGCAGACGACAUCCGCCAGGCACGUGCCUAUGUGGAAAAGGUACACGGAGAGACCGGAUGUGGACUAUGGGGGAUCGUUAACAAUGCUGGAAUAGAUCUGUACGGCGAUGUGGAGUUGCUGACCAUGGACUUGUACAGACAAGUAGCCGACGUUAACCUCUUUGGAAUGAUUAACGUCACCAAGAUGUUCCUACCUCUCAUAAGAAAAUCAAAAGGUAGAGUGGUAAAUGUAACCAGCGUAAAAGGAAGGAUUUACUUCCCCUGCAUAUCAGCUUGCGGAGUCACUAAACAUGGCAUUGAGACGUUUUCGGAUUGUCUUCGUGUUGAGAUGGCUAGGUUUGGAGUCAAAGUGUCUCUUGUUGAACCUGGGAGCUUUAGCACUUGUACUGCUAUAGUGAAGGGAGAUAAUUACAAACGUCUGUUGAGGGCCCGAGAUUCAAUGUGGGAGGCAGCUGAUCCGGAAGUGAAAGAAACAUACGGAAGAGAUUAUUUCUUUGCACAGUAUGAAAGACUUUCCCAUUUAACGUCAUCGUAUCCAAACUGUGAUCCUGUAUCGGACGUAAUAGAAGAUGCUUUAGCAAAUGAGAAUCCAGCCGCAAGGUACCUAGUGGCUGGGGGAUCGGGUUUCUAUGAUGAUUGUAUCCUGGCGAGAAUAAUCAAUUUUGUUCCAACUUGUGUUAUGGACUUCUUAUCUUCGAGAUGGGCUCUAAAAGGUCUACCAAAGAUGAAGUCGUUACAAUUAAAAGGAAAAUAAUAAUUUAUUUGUAUUGCAUCGAAUGUGUAAUUACAUAAUGUUGAAAAUAGUU